Odontomachus brunneus is the source of this 1794-nucleotide messenger RNA. Its product is annotated as superoxide dismutase [Cu-Zn], chloroplastic-like. The record is from RefSeq and is a predicted model, not a curated record. Lineage: Eukaryota; Metazoa; Arthropoda; Insecta; Hymenoptera; Formicidae. Bases 37 to 561 code for a protein of 174 amino acids. Gene Ontology annotation, biological process: removal of superoxide radicals. The transcript has 4 exons. Gene Ontology annotation, molecular function: superoxide dismutase activity; copper ion binding.
CGCAUAAUCACGCGGUACAUUGCGUUCUAACACACAAUGAGCCGAAUGAUGAUAUUGCUGUUGGGAGCUGUGACUAUCGUUGCAGCCGAGGAGUUGGUGGCGGUCGUUCAUCUGACGCCACACGACGUUACCGUGAACAACGUCACGGGUAACCUGAAGAUCGUCCAGUCCGUCCCGAAUGGACCAGUCACUAUCACCGGAACGAUCCACGGUCUCGCAGAGGGACUUCACGGCUUCCACGUGCACGAGAAGGGAGAUCUGAUCAACGGCUGCACAUCCGCCGGGGCGCACUUCAACCCUGAGAACGUGACUCAUGGCGCGCCGGAAGACACGAUCAGACACGUCGGUGAUCUAGGAAAUAUCCAGGCGAAUUCCGACGGAGAGGCGGUGAUAAACAUCACCGACAAUAUCAUCUCCCUGAGCGGGCCGCACAACAUUAUAGGUCGGUCCAUAGUCGUUCACUCCGGCGAGGACGAUCUCGGCAAGGGCAACCACACUCUUUCCUUGACGACCGGGAAUUCCGGGGAUCGUUUGGCCUGCGGUGUUAUUGGCAUCCAGUAGGUUAUCUCUUCGCGAAUGUAUUUCCCUCUCGUGUUCGCUUCCUCCCCGCGUCAUCCGCCGCCAGUCAAGCAGUGCUUCGUUUCCGUUUCCUUGGCUUGCAACAGCUGCGCGUCUCAACCUGCGUAUUUGUAACGUCGGAAUCGCCAGAUUUCCGGCAACACGACGGACACCAAAUUCGUCGUGGCGCGUUAAUUUGCUUUUCGCUUGUUUGUCGACCAAACAUUCGCUCGUUCGUCGCGAUUUUGCCGCGUGAGCGCAUCGGACGGACGAGAUGAUAUGUUCCCGUUCGGCGUCAGCCGAGAAUGCCUUCCCCGGUGUUAAUGUGCCAUCCGGCAAUGUGAGUUAGGAUAUUAAUUAUUAUUGUCACAUCAUUGUUGUAAUUGCGUGUGUGGUGUCGCUUGUAAUCUCACCAUCGAUUGCGCGAAAAUACCCGAGAUCGCGCUCCAAAAUUGCACGCUUCAUUGUGUUCUGCACGUUACAGAAAAAUCUGAAGGGCACUUCCGAAGAAAAUGUCAGCCGUCGACGACGGGACGAGAGAGAAGGAUCGAUACACACCCACUCGUAGAACUGACUUAGAAAUACGCCCCGAUUAAAGUUGACUCGGUACUCUCGAGACGAUUGUUCUCCGCAAGCACUCUCCCUCCGUAAGAAUCGACGUCGCGCGAUUUCGCGCGAGACACUGUCGCUCCCAUGACAAAGCGAUAUAGCGAUUAACAGAAACAACGCACGAUGUAAACGCAUGUGAUAUGUAAUAUUCUCACUUCCCUUCGAGAUCUGUUACUUCGUAGUGUGUGUCCAUGCUUUGACACAUAUACUUGAUGAUACUUUUAACAAAAGUACAUUACUUCGUCCCUCUGUGUGCUCAUCCCUUCUUGCACUUUAUCCUGUAUCCGCUCGAUCGCUUUCCGUGGACGUGUAUGCGCAAGGAAGGAUUAGAUUGCGAGAUUGAAAUGGAAAAACAUACGGAGAGCGUGUGUAUGUAUGUAUGUGUGUAACGAAAAAAACGUUUCCAUUCGUAUAAAUUAUUUCACGAUCGUGCGUACCAACACUUUAGAUCUAGAUAAUACGUUAUGUAAUGUGUAUACUCCCAUGACAAUUACAAGUAGACUCGCGUAGCUAACUUGCUUCCUUCUCUCUGAAACUGUAUUUUCGUGCUAAUAAAGUGACUUAGUGAUUAAUAUUUCAUUAACUUACGAACUUCUUGUGAGACACGAAUAAAGUUGAGAGAGUUAA